This is a messenger RNA of Magallana angulata, 1966 nucleotides long. Its product is annotated as flavin-containing monooxygenase 5-like. The coding region runs from base 101 to 1711 and encodes 536 amino acids. Gene Ontology annotation, molecular function: flavin adenine dinucleotide binding; N,N-dimethylaniline monooxygenase activity; NADP binding. Lineage: Eukaryota; Metazoa; Mollusca; Bivalvia; Ostreida; Ostreidae. The transcript has 9 exons. The record is from RefSeq and is a predicted model, not a curated record.
UCUCUAGGGACCUUGGUAGAUGAUCAACAAGCUUAUCUGAAAUAUUGACAUCAAUCUCUUGUAUCGAUUGCACUGGUUUAAUGCACAGUUCAGCUGAGACAUGGCAAAGAAGGUAGCAGUGAUCGGGGCUGGAGCCAGUGGACUGCCCGCCAUAAAAUGUUGUGUGGACGAGGGUCUGCAACCCGUCUGUUUCGAGAGAACCGAUCACAUAGGUGGUCUAUGGUACUACACGGAAGAGCCGACGGACGGACAGUCCUGUGUAAUGAAGUCCACAGUCAUCAACACCAGUAAAGAGAUGAUGUGUUACAGCGACUACCCUAUCCCAAAGGAGUACCCAAACUUCAUGCACAACAAACACGUUCUCCAGUACUUCAAUUUGUAUGCGGAGAAAUUCGAUCUUAAAAAGUAUAUACGGUUCAAAACAGAGGUGGUUAACGUGAAGAAGAGCGAGGAUUUUAAGACCUCGGGAAAAUGGAGUGUAACCACAAGAGAUGUCACCACAGGACGGACUGAAGACCACGUGUUUGAUGCCGUUAUGUUGUGUACUGGUCACCACGCCGAUAAAAACGUCCCGGAUUUUCCUGGUUUACAGGACUUUCAGGGUAAAGUCAUACAUACACACGAUUACAGAAAACCACAAGGAUAUGAAGACAAACAGGUUGUUAUCAUCGGGAUAGGAAACUCGGGGGUGGACUCCGCAGUAGAGUUAAGCCGAGUGGCUAGCCAGGUAUUUUUGAGUACUCGCAGGGGGGCGUGGAUCUUCAACCGUGUUGGAGAUAAGGGACAACCGGGUGACAUGUUAUUUUCCAACAGAGCCACAAGGGUUAUUUUGAAAUUACUGAGCUUCUUCCAAAGCACUGAUGAGAUGUUUGCAAAGAAACUGAAUGAACGAUUUGAUCAUGCCAAGUAUUCACUACAGCCCAACUUCCCUCCGUUUUCCUCGCACCCCACUAUAAAUGAUGACCUACCCAACAGAAUCAUAUGUGGCUCUAUCAAAAUCAAACCUAAUGUAAAGAAAUUUACCAAGACCGGGGUUGAAUUCGAAGACGGGACGUUUGAAGAUGACAUCGAUGCUGUGAUUUUGGCCACGGGUUACAGAUUUGGGUUCCCCUUUCUAGAUAAGUCAGUCAUCGAUGUAAUAAACAACAAGGUAGAGCUGUACAAAUCAAUGUUUCCCCCUGACCUCGAAAAAAAGACUCUGGCCUGUUUUGGAUUUAUUCAACCACUUGGCGCCAUCAUGCCUAUCUCAGAACAACAAUGUCGUCUGUUCGCCAGGGUUGUCAAGGGAGAUGUCACGCUUCCUAGCAAAGAGGAAAUGUGGACCGAGGUCCGUAUGAAACUGGACGCCUUGCAUAAAAAAUAUGUCGAAAGUCCAAGGCAUACUAUUCAGGUGGACUACCUUAACUAUAUGGAUGAAAUAUCCAAAUUGAAUGGGAAUUUUCCAUAUUUAGGCAAGUUGUUGUUGAAGGAUCCAAAACUGGCUGCGUCCGUCUUCUUUGGUCCUGUAACACCUUACCAGUACAGGGUUAUGGGUCCUGGAAAAUGGCAAGGUGCCCGAGAAGCCAUUUUCACCCAGAUGGAGAGAGUUGACUAUCCUUUUGCCACGAGGCCGCUUGGCUUUAAAAUUGAAAAGGAUCAAAAGAAAAGCUUUUGGAAAUAUUGCUUCUAUUUCUUGAUUUUAGCAUUGCUUGUUCAAUUCAUUUUCAGGUAGUCAAUGUGCUUAAACUGUGAUUUUUUAUACAAAAUACUUUUAUAAUCUAAUCAAGAUAAAUUUCAUUUUUAUUCAGAUUUUCUAAAUAUAUUCUUUUGAGGACAGUUUUUGAAAGAAAUUUAUAUACGUUUUCAUACUAGAAUUUUUUUUUUUUAAAUGUCAGAUAUCCUUAAGGCUAAGUUCCAUUUCAAUAAAUCUUCAACAGUGUUCAUUUAUCAAUAAUUGUACAUCUUACUGAAACAGUGCACUAGCUUA